AUGAUGGCGGUGUGCCAUGCGCUGUGUGUGCUGGCGUUCGCGCUGUGCUGCAACACCUUGUGCGUGAUGGCUGCUGGUGACGGUGGUGGUGGUGGUGACUCUCAGACAGCCACGGUGGCCGACCUCAGGGCGGCGGUUGCUGAGAAGGCUGCGGAUGUGAAGAGGAAGAAGGGUGCGUUUGAGGCGGCGAGGAAUUGGCGGUGGGCCGCUGAGGAUGCUGCGGCCGCACUAAAGGAGGCACAAGAAGCAGUGGACGACGCUAAGAAGACGAUGGGUCCGGCUUUGAAGAACGCUGAAAUGACAGCGGGGGCAGCGAACAAACUAAGCACGGCUGCGGCGAGCCUGAAAACCCUUCAGUUACCUGCUGGCGCAGCGAACAGCAGAGCGGAAGACGUAAAUGUAAAGACGGCGAAGGCUGUUGUAACUCAAUGUGAGGGCAUGCUGGUGACCGCCAAAAACACGAUGCUGGAUGCUGCUGGCCUAAUGAAGCAAACCGGCCGCGCGGUGGCGAGGGCAGAGGUGGCGCUGCGGCACGUCAAGUCGGCGAAAACAAACACAACAGGGGCGGAGCAGCCCAUCAUCGAUACAGUGCAGGCCUCAAGGGCGGUGGUGACGAAGGUGCGGGCUGCUGUGGACAAAAGCGUCGUGGAGGUGAGGAACGUAUACGAUGCGGCGCUGGAGCUGUAUAAGGCGCUGAACACAACGCUGGCCGCAGCGCGGGAGGCCUCACAGCUCCUGACGGUCGUUGGAGCUGAAACACAAACCAACAAGGAUGAAAUACUGAAGAAUGUAAUAAAUAACGCAACGGAGGCUCUGGAGGAGACCAGCCGCGCAUCAACAAAAAGUAAAAAUGCGCUUGGUAGCAUUAAAGCGGCAGGAGACAUCUUUGAAAGAGCUAUUCAGAACGUGAGAGAAAAGGAGAGUGGUGCCGCAGAGGCACUACAGAUGGCAGAGAAGCUGAGAAAGGAAGCAGAGGAUGAGCUGGCUCCUGUGCGUGCGGAGUUGCAACAACUUAACGACAAAUUAAAGGCUUUGGAGGCGACCACAAAGGUGACGGAGAAGGAACUACCGACGAAUGAUGAUUCUUCUGACGCAGAAUCCCCUCCAAUCGAAGAGACGUCCGUCACAUCAGAGGCACCAGCCUCCACGGCUGAGACAUCAGAAGCCCCGGCACUUCCUCCUGUGGCUCCACUCGUGCCCACAGAAAACAAUACUGCCACAAGCAACAACAAUAUGUUGGACAACUUCACUGAUAGCAGCGACAUCCCCGCGUGGGUGCGUGCACCACUGCUGCUGCUGCUGGCCUGUGUGGCCGUGUGGUGA
Messenger RNA from Trypanosoma grayi, 1323 nucleotides. RefSeq lists its product as hypothetical. Lineage: Eukaryota; Euglenozoa; Kinetoplastea; Trypanosomatida; Trypanosomatidae. Bases 1 to 1323 code for a protein of 440 amino acids. The record is from RefSeq and is a predicted model, not a curated record. The transcript has a single exon.